AUGGUAGAUAAGAAGAGCAAAUACAUCGUUUCUUCUCGAGACAAAAUGUCAUCGAUUGGUAGAUAUACAUUCAUCUGUAUUAAAUAUGGUUAUAUUAAUGGCCACAUUAAUAGGCGAUACAGCAAGGAAUUUGCACGAGAGUUUCGCGAGCGAAUUUCUAAAAUACGCCGACGAAUACAACGUGCACCCUUUGCCUAGAACAGUAGUAAGUGUCUCCUUAAAAUUCACUUUUCUAUAAUAGAAUUAAAAAGUGAACUUUUGUUUGAGAAAAAAAUUUAUUGAAAGUAGCAGAGCUUUAUGGACCUUCGUGCGUCUAGCACGUUAUUGACAACGUUCGAAAAGUAAUUAUUUCUAAAAUAAAAAUACUUCCGUAAAAAUAAAAAUUAAAAAAUAUACCCACCGUUUCCACUGAUUUAAGUUUAUUUAAAUAGCUAAACGGAUAUAAACUUUCAUUUUAAGAACCGAGGACGAUGGCUCUCCGAUCAUUCAUGUAAUUUACUCGAACAAGAAGCUCGUGAACGCAGUAAAAGUUGAGAGCAAAGAUAAGUAUCAUUUAAAAUAAAAUUUUCUUUCUAAUUAAUACAAUCCACGUGUAUUUACGCAAGUAUAUUUACGCAUGAAAAUCCAGCAACUGAAAUACACGGAUAUUAUUUGAUUUCGUUUUCGUUUUGUUACACGCCGUGAGAUAUCCAUCUGUUUAUUAGACGCACUGAAUUCUACCAUGCAAAAAUAUAACACCGUCACAGUGUUGAAGUAAAUUGAAAAUAACCUGAUAAUAAAGAUAUCUGAUAGAUAAAGAAACGAUCCAAAUGUUUCAACAGGCUACCAAAUUGUAACAUAAAUGCAUUUGGCAUUGUGCAAAUUGCGGAAAUGAUAACGAGUAUCAGAUGUGUGCAAGAUUUAAAUUUAGACAUGAAUCCAAACACGCAGGAAAAUUAUCAUUUGCUCUGCGCACCUGGAGGAAGUUUGAAGUAUUUGUCACUGAGACUUUGUAAAAUAAGCGACGACGGUGUGAGGAAAAUUGCGCAUGAAUUACGACACCGUGACCCACCCGAUAAUCCUAAAUUAAUUAUUUUAAACUUGGCUAACAAUCAUAUAACGAAGGAUGGCGCGGGUCACGUAGGAAAAAUGCUUCGAACGAACAGAUCUUUAAGGUGUCUGGUUUUACUUGGAAAUAGGAUAUGCGAUGAGGGCGCGUGUUUAAUAUUACAGGAACUUAAAUUGUACUACAAAUUGCUCGAAUUAAUUCUACAAGAUCAAAACGAUACUAGAAUAUGAAAUGUGUCAUCCUCAUGAGAAAGAGAGCCUCCCAAUAAAUGGAAAGAUGAUGGCAAUCGGAAAUUUAGAACUUCAAUACUUAGAUUUGAGCUGUGAAUACCACUCUCGAUUUAUUAAUAUUCAAUCAUUUAACGAACGAUAUUUUACAAGAAAUGGCAAACUGCCUGUAUUAUCAGAAUUAUAUGUUACUUGGGGACAGGAACAAAGGUCUUUUGUACAUUCUCAUCGAGGGUGGAGACAUUAGAAAACAAGCUAACAAAGAUUGGAAUAGAUUCGACGAACUUUUAAGACAAAGACAAAGUGGAGAACGUCUGGCAGACGAUGCUUAUCGAGGAUUCGUCUCGCAAGAAAGCGAAAUCCUUCGGCGUAGUUUCAGCUCAUCUCUCGCAUAAUUAUUAAUAAAAUAUCGACGAAUAAUUUGCGAAUGUUUUAUCUUUAUAAUUAACUGAAAAUAAAAAGAGGAAGUAGAGAUUUUCUUUACAUUCUGAAUAUUAUGAAGAAUUUAUUUUAUACAGGUGUAUAUCAAAUUAUAUAUACUCAUACAAAAUGA
Molecule: messenger RNA, 1828 nt
Organism: Heterotrigona itama
Lineage: Eukaryota; Metazoa; Arthropoda; Insecta; Hymenoptera; Apidae
Source: the annotation of a GenBank genome assembly